Molecule: messenger RNA, 739 nt
Organism: Dermacentor andersoni
Lineage: Eukaryota; Metazoa; Arthropoda; Arachnida; Ixodida; Ixodidae
Source: RefSeq, a predicted model, not a curated record
AAUUUUUUUCUCUACUACAGGUUCUAAACAAAACCAGCGAGGCCACGUACUACCAAGCCGAAGCCACCAAUCUCAUUUCAGGGUCUAUCGCAAAAACUAAAAGAACGCUGCAAACAAAUUUCACCUGCUGGAGUUUAAGAAUGCUCAACCUUGAUGAAAGCACUAAAAAAGGAGAGCGCGAGUACCAUUAUUUGGUUACAGCUGAAAACGAAGUGCACAUCAUUAAAGAAGAGGCAACAGCUGUUUCCCUACCGAAUUAUAGUACUAAAAAUGCAAUUGAAUAUGAAUAUAAUUAUGGUCAGCCUAAAUCGGUCGAUCCCGUUAUAUUCACUGAUGGCGCAAGCUGCGAUCUCAUCAACAUCCCAAGAGAAAAGGAUGGAAAGGGCUGCGAGCUCUGGGUGAAUGACAAAUAUAAAGACAAUGUCCCGUCAUGUUGCUCAUUUAUCUACGACCUUCUGUGCUCACAGGAGCGAAGCUACGACAUUUAUAAAAAGGACGAAUGCAAGGAAGUUGUAGAGAGUUGGCCAACAACCUCAAAAGCCCAGGCACCAACCAUGGCACAAACCAAACUGCCAGAGAUAAAUGAUAAGCCACGUGGAAAUUUAAUGGCUUAGUGCAUUUCAUUUUGUGGAUUUACAAAAGGUUAUGGAAUGGUAGCCAUCGCGAUGUAUUAAAUUUGGCCCCGAAAUACGAGCAAAUGAAAUACAACCUUGCAUCAAUAAAAUCGAAACAUAGCAAA